AUGCUUGGACGUGGAAAUGCAAAUGCUGAAGGUGGUGAUCCAGACUGCACUGAAGUGUUAGAGGACAACUCUCGUAGUAUUCUGAUGGGUAUCAUCAGCCAAUUAAGAAAGGACAUGGAUUUGCAUAGAGUGACACUUCCUACUUUUGUCCUGGAGCCUCGGUCAAUGCUUGAAAGAGUCACCGAUUUUAUGAGUCAUCCAGAAUUGCUCAUCGAGGCAAGCACAAAGACAGAUCCCCUAGUACGAUUCUUGGACGUAGUGCGAUACUUUUUAUCAGGAUGGCAUAUUAAACCAAAAGGAGUAAAAAAGCCAUACAACCCUGUAUUAGGUGAAAUAUUCAGGUGCAAGUAUAAAUACAGCAAUGGCACGGAAGCAACAUACGUUGCCGAGCAAGUAUCUCAUCACCCGCCCAUCUCCGCCUAUUACUAUGGUAGCCCUGAAAAUGGCGUUUACAUUCAAGGUGAUCUUAGACCUAAAUCGAGGUUCCUCGGAAACAGUGCCGCUACAUUAAUGGAAGGCGAGAAUCAUAUCGUCUUUACGCACUUGCACAAUGAAAGAUACGAUAUUACGAUGCCUAACGUCUAUGCGAGAGGAAUAUUAUUCGGUAAAAUGGUUUUAGAGUUGGGCGACAGUUGUGUCGUUCGAUGCCGAACAAGCGACUUGGUAUGCGAGCUUGAUUUUAAAACCAAGGGCUUCUUUUCAGGGCAGUACAACUCAGUGUCAGGCAAAGUUAAAAAGGAAUCAACGGGCGAGGUGCUUUACGAGAUAUCAGGUCAAUGGUCCAAUGAGAUUUACAUCAAGAUGGCCAAGGCCUCCAACAAGACACUCUUUUUUGAUGUGAAAUCGUCCACAAUUCAUCCCAAGGUGGUGCAAGACAUUGAUGAGCAAGAGCCACUAGAAUCCAGAAGACUCUGGUCCAAGGUGACAUCAGCCAUUCUCAAAGACGAUAUGGAUACAGCAACGGACGAAAAGACGCUUAUAGAAGACAGACAGCGCGAGGAAACCAAGCUUCGUGAAGCUGAGGGCAGAGAGUUUAGUCCACGAUUCUUCAAUGUUACCUAUGGUGAUCAAUACGAGUUUAAGGGUAUUUCAAGUUUUAACUAUCAGAAUAAAAUGAAGGCAAAAAGUGAAUUGGAAAACGUGGUGUUCCCUCCAUUACAAAGUGCUACUCAAACGGCCGAACCUUCACCAUCCAAUAGUAUCAAAAACGCAAAUAAUGUUAGCAAAUCUGCAUUUCCUAUUGCCUAUUAA
Molecule: messenger RNA, 1251 nt
Organism: Mucor velutinosus
Lineage: Eukaryota; Fungi; Mucoromycota; Mucoromycetes; Mucorales; Mucoraceae
Exons: 8
Coding region: 1-1251 (416 amino acids)
Biological process (GO): endocytosis; piecemeal microautophagy of the nucleus; exocytosis
Cellular component (GO): membrane; cytosol; intracellular membrane-bounded organelle
Molecular function (GO): sterol binding
Source: RefSeq, a predicted model, not a curated record